GUAUUGGACCACAUCUCGUUUCAGAUCUGGGAUCACUGGUCUAGUUGCCGCGAUUUAUAGCCGUCCUCGGGGUCCCUACCGUCGCGCGUCGGGUUUCGCACAUUAGGAAAGGGCGCCAUAAGAUUCAGUGAGAAGCAGACAUAAAAUGAAACGCGCGAUUUCAGUAGCGCUGCUCCAGUCGCGCAUACGGAAACCCACCUGAAGAGUUUGUAUGUGCGAAAUUUCGCCGUAUAUUUUUAGAGCAUAAAUUAAUUCUACCAACAACAGGAUGAAAAUUAUAUUAAUUUUCACUUACGUGACCUUAACUCUGGGCAAUCAGAGGGUUGAAAGGCAGCAGUCACAAUCCCGCCUUUCAAAAAAACAGCAACUAGAUCAAAUUGCGGAUGGUGUAGAGUAUGAAUACAUUAAUCAAGAUCCAGGAUACUUAUCCUUAUAUGAAGACUCAUCAAAAUCAGCGAGUCAUCAUCAGAAGCCAAAAACAGGAUUCAGUGUCGGUGGAGGAUUGGUGAGCAUUGCUCAGGGUGCAGCAAAUGCUGCUCAUAAUUCGGUCAUCAAUCAACCGUCAGCUGCUGGUCAGGCAGCUUAUGUUGCAAAAAACACGUUAGCACAAUCCGCUGCUCAGUCAGCUGCAACUGCAGCUGCAGCGUUGGCAGGGAAACAAAUUAUCCUCAUGGGACUUGAACAACAGUCAUACAAUGCUCAUCUCGCUGUUGAUUCUGAAAAAACGCAACUGCAACAAGCACAACGUUCUGCUACUGCUGCACAAAACACUGCUCAGCAGGCUAUGCAUCAGGUACAAGUAAUAACGACUGCUCUGAAUGCAGCUCAAGCAACUGCAGAACACGCUACUCAAGCUGCCUCUGAAGCUGCAGCUGAAUUAGCUGCGCAGACGACUAUGGUUGGUCAAGCCAAGGCUCGAGCUCAUGCGAUUGACGAACAACUAGAAACUGCAAGAGUGGACUUCGAAGCUACACAAGCUGCAGCUCAAAAGGCUGCAGCCUUGGCCCAAAAGGCUCAAAACAAUGCAGCAGCUGCUGCGGCGCACGCCGCACAUGCGGCUAGUGAAGCUGCAGCUCAUUCCAUUGGAACCAAACACGAUCGCGAAAGUCUUCAGGAUAGCCUUCAACAUUCUGAAAAUAUAAAUCAACUUAGCAAAGUUCUUCGUGAUUCUAACAAUUUGUACCAGGCAUCCUCCCAGCAAGAAUCAGCGCCUCAUCAUAAGUCCAGCUCGCUAAUUCGACCCACUAACGAAGAACAUUAUUCUGCGGAUUCUUUUGAUACUGAUAGCCCACACACAACUUCUGCAUUAUCUCCUUCGUCUUAUUCGGCAUCAGGUCCAUUGGAUUAUGAUUAUAAAAGCUCUACAAGAGUAGUGGACUAUCGUGGUUAUUAGGUAUAAAAGAUUUGAUGUAAAUUAUCGACUCAUCAAUAUCCAUGCCAUCCUGACCUAUAAUUCCUAUUUCCGUCAUGUCGCCAUAUGUUGCCGAAUGUCUAAUUUUUACAGUCAUACAAUUCUGUUGAUUAUUAUCAGGUGUUAAGUCAACAGAAUGCAUGGAAAUUAAUGUAAAUUUUUUUCGUGCGCAUGAAUGAUGUAUUUCAUAGUGAAGUAGCGUCUUCUACUGCAUAAGGAAAAUAAUUUUUCAUGAUUGAAAUCAUCAGAAAAGUUUAAACCUAUUCAUAGCAGACUGUAAGUCUCAUGAAAAAAAUUGCUUUCCUUUAUGGAUACAAGGAAGGUUUUGUUACCUGAUGACAUUAUCAUAGAGGUUGCACUGAUUUGUAAUUAUUUUUAUAUCUGUAAAUUUGAAAAAUUGGGUACCUUUUUAAAAUAAUACUUCAGCUGUACAGACUGAAUUAAAUAAAUGAA
Molecule: messenger RNA, 1864 nt
Organism: Belonocnema kinseyi
Lineage: Eukaryota; Metazoa; Arthropoda; Insecta; Hymenoptera; Cynipidae
Exons: 3
Coding region: 269-1393 (374 amino acids)
Source: RefSeq, a predicted model, not a curated record